AAAGAAUCAAAGCUCACUUCUGUUAAUGUCAAUGGCAAAUUCCCUUUUACUUAACAAAGAGCACAAUAUAUGAAGGGUAUGUUUUUGGUUUUUUUUUUUCUAAUUGAGGCUUAUUUACCCAAAAUGUUCAAAUUUCAUGAGAAAUCUUGUAGUUAAAUGUUAUUAUAACAAUUUGUAAGAUGUUUUUAAUAAGCUGCAGUAUUAAGUUGUUUUUUUCUCACACAGGCAGUGACAAUGACAGAUUUUGGAGUACAGAUCCCUUGACAGGAACCUUCUACCAGAUAAACUUCCAGUCAGCUCUCACUUGGCACCAAGCAAGGCAGAGCUGCGAGCAGCAGGAUGCAGAGUUAUUAAGUGUCACAGAGAUACAUGAACAGACGUAUCUGAGAGAUCUAAUCGACAGCAACAGAUCACCCCUCUGGAUUGGAUUGAACAGUCUGAAUCUCCACAGUGGGUGGCAGUGGAGUGGUGGUACUCCUUUCAGAUACUUUAACUGGGCACCAGGAAGCCCUUCUCCUGAACCUGAGAAACUCUGUGCAGUACUAAAUCCUAGAAGAUAUGCUAAAUGGGAGAACCGGCCAUGUGAGCAGAAAGUUGGCUAUAUCUGUAAAAAGGAAAACUCCACGCUGGGUCCUUCUAGUCUUCAGUUAGAGGAUGCAGAACCUGUUAAAUGCCCAGAAGGAUGGUUGCCCUAUGCAGGUCACUGUUACAUAAUUCAUAGAGAGCCCAGGGCAUGGAAAGAUGCGUUAAUGUCCUGCAAUGAGAGCAAUGGCAAUCUGGCCAGUAUCCACAACCCUGAAGAGCAUGCCUUCGUACUGUCUCAGCUUGGUUACAAAGCCAUGGAUGAGCUCUGGCUUGGAAUGAAUGACUUAAGCACUCAGAUGUAUUUUGAGUGGAGUGAUGAGACUCCUGUGACAUAUACCAAAUGGUUGCCUGGAGAACCCACCCAUGCAGUCAGUGGGCAAGAAGAUUGUGUUGUCAUGGCAGGGGAGGAUGGAUAUUGGGCGGACAGUGCCUGUGAUAGGAAGCUAGGCUACAUCUGCAGAAGAGAGCCACUACAGGGAGUUUCAGGAACAGUGAAGACUGAUCCUGCCUGUACAAAGGGCUGGACAAGACAUGGUUCUUACUGCUACCUAGUUGGACAUGCACUCGUAACGUUUUCAGAAGCAGUGAAAACCUGUGAAAGGAUUGGUAGCUAUUUAACAACUGUAGAAGACAGAUAUGAGCAAGCCUACCUGACCAGCUUUGUUGGUCUGAGUUCUGAGAAGUGCUUCUGGAUUGGUCUCUCCAACACAGAAGAGCAAGAAAUCUUCAAGUGGGAGACUGGUGAAGGCGUUUUCUACACAAACUGGAACUCAGCAAUGCCUGGGAAAGAAGUAGGUUGUGUUGCCCUACGGACUGGAAGUGCAGCUGGACUAUGGGAUGUUCAAAACUGUGAACUAAAGGCAAAAUUUCUCUGCAAAAAAACAGCUGAAAAAAUAACUCGUCCGUUUGCUCCUGGAAAAAAUUCUAAUUUCAAAUGUCCUUUGGGUUGGAAUACAAGUAAUAGCACUAAUUCUUGCUUCAGAACCUUUGUGAGAGAAAAACAUAAGAAAACGUGGUUUGAAGCCAGAGAUUUCUGCAGAGAAAUCGGAGGAGAUCUUGCUGCUGUUAAUAGUGAAGAAGAGCAAAGAGUGAUAGAAAACUUAAUAACAAAGAAACUGCCAUCAUCUCAGCUUUUCUGGAUAGGUUUGCAGCGUUUGGAUCCUGAUGGUGGGCUGUCCUGGAGUGAUAGAUCCCCGGUGAGUUAUAUGAAAACAAUUUCUUUUUACGACACUCCAUUAGAAAAUUGCGGAGCAAUCAGCAAAGAGCAUUCCAUCUCCUGGAUUAACAUGCAUUGUGAAUACAGCCAGGACUGGAUUUGUGAAAUAAAGAAAGGAACACUCUUGAAACCAGAACCUGUCAGCCCUUCUGCCAUAUAUGAAAUCACAGAAGAUGGCUGGAUUAUAAAAGGGGACAAACAGUAUUUUUUCAGCACAGAAAGUACAUCUAUGGAAAAAGCCAGAAUGUUCUGCAGAAACCACCAUGGAGAUCUUGCUAUUAUUGGAGAUAAUAAUAAAAGAAUUUUUUUGUGGAAAUAUAUCUUAAAAAAUGGCAAACUGCAUUCAUAUCUCAUAGGAUUAAUCCUAAAUGCUGACCAACAGUUUAGAUGGAUAGAUGGAACUACUUUACACUAUGCACCUUGGGCAGAGGGGGAACCCAACUUUGCCUUUGAUCAAGAAUAUUGUGUGGUCUUAGAUAAAAAAUAUGGUUUGUGGAAUGAUGUUAGCUGUGGUCAUUCACAUGGCUUUAUCUGUGAGAGGCAUGGGAGUUUUGUGAAUGCCACACUUUCUCCAGCAGCAACUUCACCUCCAGGAGGAUGUCCCAAAGACUGGCUGUUAUUUAAAAAUCAGUGUUACAAAUUUUUUGGUUCUCAAUUUCAAUAUUGGUAUACUGCAAAUAAAGACUGUAUCAACCUUGGAGGACAUCUGGCUACCAUACAAAAUGAACAAGUACAAGCCUUUCUCACUUACCAUUUGAAGGAUGUUUUAUACAAUCCCUGGAUUGGCUUGAAUGAUAUAAUUAGUGAACUCAACUUUGUUUGGGCUGAUGGAAGUGCUGUUUCCUAUACAAACUGGGCUCCAGAUUCCCCAAAACUUUAUGAGCCCAUUUUGUUUGACAGCCUCCGUCCAGAAAAUGAUGGCAAUCGGUUAAAGUAUGACUGUGUUUCUCUGAAGAGAGAUUAUGCUGAUAUAGGAAAAUGGAGCGAUGAGUCAUGUUAUAAAUCCAGUGGGUAUAUAUGCCAGAAGAACAGCGAUCCUAAACUCUAUAAGUCAUCUGCAACAGUGUUGGACUUUGCUUUUGACCAUUCUGAUGGCAUUAGUUACUCUGUCACCCAUUCUAAGAUGAAUUGGGAAGAAGCACAACAAUCCUGCAAGAGCAAUUCCUCAGAACUUGCUAGCAUUUUAGACCCAUAUAGCCAGUCACUACUGUUCUUAAUUGCACAGGAAUAUGGGCAGCCUAUGUGGAUUGGUCUUAACAGCUACAUGACCGAGGGCAAGUAUCGUUGGAUUGACAGAUGGAGAUUAGUUUACAGCAAGUGGUCCAGCGGGGAACCAAAACAGACAUUAGCAUGUGUCUACUUAGAUACUGAUGGAACCUGGAAGACAGCUUCAUGCAAGGAGAAACUCUUUUCCAUCUGUAAGAAGUCAGAUGUAACGGCCCCUGCUGAGCCUCCUCACCUUCCUGGAAAUUGCCCUGAAUCAAAAGGACACAAGUCUUGGAUACCUUUCCAUGGUCACUGCUACUACUUUGAGGCUGUCAGGAAGAAAAGCUGGUCUCAAGCUCAUCAGGAGUGUGCCCGACUAGCUGCUGACUUGGUAUCUGUAGGAGACUAUACUGAAGCAAACUUUCUGGCAGAAACCAUUAAGAUACUUCAUGGAAAAUCUCCAAACUUUUGGAUAGGGCUAAAGAGAGAUGACAGAGAACAAUGGGUAUGGACAGACAAGUCAGAAUUGGAUUUUGUCAACUGGCAAGUUGGGGAGCCUACAAACAGGAUGCAUAAAGACUGUGGAGAAGUAUGUGCGUUGACUGGGUUCUGGAACACCAACGUUUGUUCUUUCAGAAAAGGAUAUAUCUGUAAAAAAGCAAAAACUGCAGAAAAGACAGAGAUGUUACCAGAAAAUAUGGGACAGAAAAUGGAGACAGUGCUUUCUACUGGUAUCAUAUGCCUGUUUGUUUUAUUAGCCCUUUUUAUAGUUGGAGCUGUAAGUGCAGUUUACUUCUAUUUGAGGAACAAAGGACAAAACCAAGUAAGUAUUUCAGCCAGAAUGAGUGGAUCAGAAGCAGCAGUGGAUAUCCAAGGAAAUGACGCACAUGCCAACAAAUAGUCUGACAAAAUACCCCAAAGUUCCAAAAAAACAAAAACCAAUCUGUGCAACUGUUAGUCAAAUCUUAUGGCAGCUUUGUAUUUUUCUACUGAAAUAAUAGUCUUAUCCCUUCACAGAUAUAAAGUUAAUGGCUUUAUGUAAACAUGCACAUACACACCUAGAUAUGUUCUCCAAAAUGUUUCAGUUUGUUGUUCAGUAUGAAGAGUACACCUGUUUUUCACAUAAAUCAGUGUGGCUGAGAAGAGUCAGGGCAAACCUAUGAUGUUUACUAUGUGAAAUUGUUUAUUUAACUCAUUUCUCUCUUUGUUUUUGCAUACGAAGGAAAUAAUACUCCUAUCUCUUCAUAAUUUUUCCUGUUGUACUGCUUUGGUGCUAUUUAGACUGUGAAGGAAAAUGCUGCUUAUUUCAGAAUUGCGGCUUCAUCGUUUAUUACAGUAUCUUUUCAUUAAUGUAAAACCUACUACCCUACUUAUCUCUGUGAGUUACAUAUCGUCUCUUUACAAAUAAAUAAAUACAUAGAUGAAACGUAAUUAAAAAGAUUCCUAUAGAAAGAUUCCUGGUCUAACUGAAAAGAUUCCUGAUCAGAACUUUGGGAACAAUUGUCAUUUUCUACAACCUUGCACUUUUGGAUUAUUCUGUAAAUAUUACAAUUUUUCCACAAGGUUCAAAUUAAUACAAGAGAUGAUCUUUCUGUUGGGUUUUAUUUCAGUAAUUAUGCUUUCAGAAUUUAAAAGAGGCAAUAUUGAUGCCUCCUUUAAAAAUCUACACAGCUGUGAUAAAUAGCUACAUUAUAUUGCAUAAUGUUAUCUCAUAAUUCAUUAACUAACUUUCCACUUUAGAGGAAUAAAAUCACUUCUAUGCUUUUGAAAAAAAUUCUUCCAUUCCUACUGUAAUUUCAUUUGUUAACGUACUGCAUUAGAUUCCCUUUCAGAGAUUUUUCAGCUGUAUGCAGUAGCAGUGUUUUCUUCCAGGCAGUCAAUCAUUCUACAUGUUUCUCAUCCCAGUUGAGUUAUGGAAACAUCUUGCUCUAAGCUUCUGUGGGGCACCUGGCAAACAGAAGGACUCAGGAAAAGAAGUGUAUGAAGAAGCUAGAGCAAAGGAGCUUCUACCAAGUAUCUGUAAGGAGAAACAGAUGCUCUCUCAGAACUGUGUAAGAACUGUAGUCAGGAUUUCCUAUGUUUAAGAUGACUGAUAAAAAAAAAAAAUAAAAUUCUUAUUUAAACAGAAUAAGUUGUACAUGUGGAAUAGGUUUAUGCACUAGGAUAUACGUGUUUUUGUCUGACUGGCUUGAGAACGUAUUUGUAUUAUCCUUAUAAUUGACCUUUUCUCUAGAUAGCUAGUAAAUAAUAAAGUAAAAAUAUUAUUGUUAGCGACUUAGAAUGGAAGUAGCUCCUUGCUUCAGUUGUUUUAUCAAGGCAUCGCAUAUUUGGUAUCAGAUGUUUUUGCCUGAGCUUUCAUUUCUUCUCUUAUGCACCUCUGUUGGAUGGACAUACCUUAUUCUACAGCUUUGGCUGAGUUUGUAGGGAAGGCUCUCCAAUCACAGAUAUCGAAGGACAUAUCUGGAUUGUAAGACUUUUCCCUUUCUAGUAUGUCUGCGUGACUGUACUUAACGAAGAGACGUAGUAAAAACACCCACCACCAAAAACUACAGAUUAUUUAGAGAGAUAAAAACGCAGUGAAUCAAAAGUAAAU
Molecule: messenger RNA, 5600 nt
Organism: Meleagris gallopavo (turkey)
Lineage: Eukaryota; Metazoa; Chordata; Aves; Galliformes; Phasianidae
Source: RefSeq, a predicted model, not a curated record